GGAAAAACAACUUCGAUGGAACAUUUUGUAGAGGGCACAACUAGAACAAGCAAUCCAGAACAUUCUGCAGAGCAUUCUGAGUGUGCCCAGUCAUCAGGAAGAAAGAAUUUGACAAAUUCUCUUGAACAAAAGAUAAGGUGUUUGGAAAAACAGAGAAAAGAGCUCCUAGAAGUCAACCAGCAAUGGGAUCAGCAAUUUCGAAAUAUGAAAACAUUAUAUGAAAAAAAGGUCACAGAAUUGAAAACGAAACUGGACGUGGCCGAGAGAUUGUUGAGUGCGCUGGAGCCCGACCCGCCGCGGGAGGUCACCGCGGAGCCGCUGCAGCGCCCAGAGAAGGAAAAGGAGGGCCUAAAUGAAGAAUUACAUGACUUGAAGAAAGAGAAUAUGCUUUUGAAGGAAAAAAAUGCUCUUGCAAAAAAGAAGAAGGAACAUUAUGAAUGUGAAAUAAAACGUCUCAAUAAGGCACUUCAGGAUGCCCUGAAAGUUGACUGUUCUUCAUUUCCUGAGCAUGGUUUGGGGAAGUAUGAAAGGGACUGCAGCCAUGAGGACCUAAGAACAGAAAUGGAAGUUCUCAAGCAACAGGUACAAAUAUAUGAAGAAGACUUCAAAAAGGAACGGUCAGACCGAGAAAGACUUAAUCAGGAGAAAGAACAAUUACAGAAAAUUAACCAAACCUCACAAGCCCAGUUGAACAGACUACAUUCUAAGAUGAGAGCUUGUGAGAUGGAGAGAGAAAAACUAGAGAAGCAAUUAAAACAGAUGUAUUUUCCAACCUGUAAUUGCAAGUUGGGUUUUCACCAGCGGGAUCCGGGUAUACACAUAGGCCCUAGGACCGUGCGUGAGCCAGAGAAGCACCCUCCAGACUAUCAGUGGUAUGCUCCUGACCAGUUUCCGCCAGAUGUGCAGCACAAAGCAAAUGGUCUCUCCUCAGAAAAGAAAGUCAAUCAGUAGGAGCCUGGACAAGCAGAAGUGCAGAUGGAGCAGGAGAGAGUUUCACUGAG
Molecule: messenger RNA, 1001 nt
Organism: Sorex fumeus (smoky shrew)
Lineage: Eukaryota; Metazoa; Chordata; Mammalia; Eulipotyphla; Soricidae
Gene: TNIP3
Product: TNFAIP3 interacting protein 3
Exons: 11
Coding region: 16-951 (311 amino acids)
Biological process (GO): regulation of transcription by RNA polymerase II; cellular response to lipopolysaccharide
Source: RefSeq, a predicted model, not a curated record